UCGAAAACCAAAAAUUUAAAAUCCAAGUAUGCUAUAGAUAAAGAGUUUAAAUCAUUUUUUAUCGGGAAUUCAAUAGAGGUUUCUAAUGAUGGUAAAUUUCUAUUCUGUCCAAAAAAUGAUAUUUUGAAUGUGAUUGAUUUGGAAUUGAACAAUAUUACUCAUACAGUUGGCCAAAUUGAUUCUGGAGAGCAAAUAUCAUCCUUUUCAUUAUAUGGAGUAGAAAAUGUAAUUAUAUCAUACAAAAGUAACUUAAUAAAAUUGUGGAAUUGGAAAAAUUUAGAAUGUUUAAAAGCUUGGAAGACUUUACUAAUGACACCCAUAAUUACUAUGACAAUUGACAGCAUUUCCUCCUCACUAUUAGCAAUAGGCACAACCUUUAAUUCAAUGAUUAAAAUAUGGGAUCUUAAUAAGGGUUACUAUACACAUCAUUUUAAACAAAUAGGGAGUGGGUCUGUUAAUCAUCUACAAUUUUUUUGUGAUUUUGAAAAUUCUCAAGUCAAGGCUAUAAUAGCUGCAUGUGAUGAUAAUUCAAUUAAUAUAUGGACAUUAAAUGAUGUCGUUCAAAAUAAAAUCAAGAAACAAAAAUUAGAUUUAAAUACUACAGAACACAAUAUAUCUAAUUUUCAUUCGCUAAUAGGUCACAAUGCUAAUAUUACUGGGCUUAUCAUUUUAAAUGGUCAAAACAAGUUAUUAAGCUCAGGACGAGACAAAUUACUUAUCUUAUGGGAUUUACUUACAUACACUUCCCUUAAAAUGUUUCAAGCUAAACAUGGCUUUGAAGGAGGCAUGAAACAAUUACCAUCAUUGACUUCCCUCAAUAAUAACAAUUUCUUAUUUUUAUGUAAUUUUGUCUCUGCUGAUUCUGAUUUAACACUGAGAAAAUGGGAAUUAACUGCCUGCCAAGAGGAUGGUGAUUUAGGAAAUAAAAUUUAUUUAGACAAUAGAAAAUUGACCUGUCAGACCAAUUAUAAUCUAAAAAUUACCCUCGAAAAUUCUUUAAUUCCUCUCCAAAAAAGUGAAAAUGAUAUAUUAGAAAACGAUUCAGAUUUAACCUCUAAUAAUGCCCUGACUCCCAAAUAUCUCACCCUCGGUGCAGACAAACUCUUUGUAACCAAUCACCAGCAUGAUAUCUUUGGUGUAAAAUGUGAUACACUUAAAAAUUUUACCAUGUAUAUUGGAGACAUUGAGGAAGUAACGGCUGUAAAAUUUAUAGCCGAAAAAGCUGACGAUCAAUAUCCAUACUUAGCGGUAGCUGAUAAUACCCCUCAGCCCAAAAUUUUUACCCUACCAUCUUUUGAUUCGUUCGUAUUAUAUGGACACACUGAAAAUAUUAUGGCCUUAUCUACAUUUCCGAAAAAAUCUGGUCUAUUAGUUAGCGCGUCAAAAGAUAACACGAUGAAGUUAUGGAGACUUAACCCCCUUAGACGGAGAUUUAAAUGUUUAUACACCUUCAUAGGCCACACCAACUCUGUUACAGCACUGGCUUGUUCAGCUGAUUUAGAAAGCGAUUACGUUAUAAGCGCCAGUUCCGAUCUCACUAUAAAAUUUUGGUCAUUGCAAUUCGGUCAGCUGAAAAAGAAAAAGGACGAACAAACUAACCCGGACAAAUCAACCGAAAUGUCGGAUGAUAAAAUAAUCGUUAAAAACGUGAAUGUUAAAUACACAAUCAAAGCCCACGACAAGGAUAUCAAUUGCCUCUGUUUAUCGCCUCGUAAUUCAAAAUAUUUCGCCACCGGGUCUAUGGACAAAACCGCCAAACUGUGGAACACAACCGACGGUAAAUUGGUAGGGAUCUUCAAGGGUCACAAACGAGGUGUCUGGGAUUUAGCCUUCUCAGAUAUUCACCAAAUUUUGGCCACAUGCUCAGGUGACACAACUAUAAAACUAUGGAUACUCUCUGAUUUUAAUUGCAUUCGUACUUUGGAAGGACAUACUUGCGCUGUUUUGCAUCUUCAAUUCGUCACUCAAUCUACCCAGCUAUUAACUUCUUCAUCAGAUGGCUUGAUGAAGUUAUGGACGAUCGAGACUGAGAAUUGUGUAACCUUUGAUGCCCACGAAGGUAAAAUAUGGAGUUUUACUACAAAUAAAAAUGAAAGCUUGAUGGCCACUGGGGGUGGUUCUGAUGGGAAAAUCUUGAUUUGGAAGGACGUAUCACAAGAAGAAAAAAAGGAAACAAACUUAAUCAAAGAAACUCAAAUUAAAAGUCGUCAAGAAAUUUCGAAUUUAAUGAAGGAAAAGAUAUACGAUCAUAGAAUUUUCAAACUUACGAUCGAAACCGAAGACAAGGAUACCCUUCUAAAAGCUUUAAAUGAUAUGCUUUUAGAUCCUCAAAAUAUGGUCAAAUUGGAAAAAGCUAUCAAAAAGUUGGAAUUAGGAGAAAUCGAUUCUCUCUUUCGUUUUUCAUCGCAAUGGAACACGAACGCCAAAACAUGUUAUCCGGCACAAAUCGUCCUCAAUACUAUUCUAAAAUCCAUUCACCCCGACGUCCUCGUUAAAUUGCCUAACAUCAUUUCAUCUAUCCAAUCCAUCGUUCCUUAUACAGACAGGCACUACGAUCGAAUCAACAAAUUAUACCAAGAUUCCACUUUCAUAGAAUAUGUUGGCAAGUGUAUCGCCCUCGAACCACUAUUAGAUUAAAACGCAUAUCAUGAAUGACGAAUGUUUUAUAAUCGACUGUGUUGUACGAAAUAUUUAAUAAUAAUAAAAAAAGCGCGAAUCGUUUUAUUUUUAAGAUAUAACCAGAGUUUGGAACCUAAUUUUUUAAAAAUGUGUUUCCGGUUUUAAACAAUUGAAGGCAAUCAAAAAAAUUCUAAUAAUUUUAAGCAAAUCAAUAAACCCU
Messenger RNA from Gordionus sp. m RMFG-2023, 2839 nucleotides. RefSeq names its product transducin beta-like protein 3. The transcript is spliced from 18 exons. Lineage: Eukaryota; Metazoa; Nematomorpha; Gordioida; Chordodea; Parachordodidae. Bases 310 to 2637 code for a protein of 775 amino acids. Gene Ontology annotation, molecular function: protein binding; U3 snoRNA binding. Gene Ontology annotation, biological process: endonucleolytic cleavage to generate mature 5'-end of SSU-rRNA from (SSU-rRNA, 5.8S rRNA, LSU-rRNA); endonucleolytic cleavage in 5'-ETS of tricistronic rRNA transcript (SSU-rRNA, 5.8S rRNA, LSU-rRNA). Gene Ontology annotation, cellular component: 90S preribosome; small-subunit processome; nucleolus. The record is from RefSeq and is a predicted model, not a curated record.